GAAUGUUUAGUUUUUAAAAUUUUUUUUUAUUUAUAUUGCAUUUUUUUUUUAGUUUUAUAUAUGUAUAUAUAUAAAUUAAUAAAUUAAAAUAUGGAUCACCAAGAUAAUAUUUUAGAUAUAAAUAGAAAAGCACCAGAUUUAACAGCUAUGAUAAUUAAUAAGAUUUUGGUUUAUUGCUGGAACGAUAAAUAUUCAUUUUUUUCAUGGAAAGUUUCAUUGUGUUUAGUAUCUAAAAGAGUAUUCGAAAUGGUAUCAAUGUUGGCAACUCAUAUACAUUUAGUAUCAAAUGACCUAUCUUUACAUCUCUUAAAUAAAAGAAAUAUAUUCAAAUCAAUAACAUCAUUAACAACAUCUUUUAAAUUCCUCGAAGGAUUCGUCGACGAGUUUCAUUUCGACCUAUUAGAAAAGAAUAUAUUCCUAUUAAAAGAUAUUCCAGCAGAUCAGUUGGAAAAGAAAUUGGAUAAAAGUCCAUUAGAAGGUUUACAAAGCAUUAGUAUUAGAGGUCCACCUGCAUCCUAUGUCAAAAAAGAGAAAUUGGUAUUACAGUUAAUAACGUCACUAAACCCAACCCUUUUUAAACACUUUUCAAUGGUAUCACACAAAGGUACACUUUUAAAGAAUUUAUUUACAUUUUUAGAUAACUGUACAAAUAUCGAAUCAUUUGGUAUUGGUUUACCAAUGUCAGAAAAAAAGAAUACUGGUGUAUUUAACUAUUUAAAAAAGAAUGGAGGUAAUUUAAAAAGACUUCAACUUUGCUUCAAUUUCAAGACCCCACCAACCACUGAAGAGGCAUAUCAACUAAAUCAAAGCAUAUUUUCUGAAGAAUCUGGUAUAUCAUUUAGCUCAUUAGAAACAUUAGAGUUGGGUCACAAAAAACUUUUUGGUCAAGACUACGAUUCACAUGCAUUCGACUAUCCACUAGCAUCACCAGAAAUUCUUUUCAACUGUCUUAAUGAACGUAUGAGUAAAUUAACUACUCUUAUUUUCCACAAACCACCAAACCCAAAUCAAGAACUUAUAACAUUCCUCCAAUUACUCUGUCAAUAUUUAAACACAAAUGAAAGUCUUACCCAUCUUUAUUGCCCAGUCAAAAUUCCAACUGUAGAUAUUUUAAAGAUCAUAACAAGUAAAAAAUCAAUUAGGAACCUCUCAAUUGUUACAACAGCAAUGGUACAGUUUGAAAAUCCAAAUUUAGAAAGGUUAGAACUAUUACCAGAUUGUGAUUCAAGUAGAUUCUUUGAAAUGAAUUCAUCAUUACAAUUAAAAAAAAUUUCAGUUAGAGAUCAUAUAUGUUUCGAAAUCAUGAAGGACUUUUUAGAAAACAAUUUAAAGUUAGAAUCAUUAAGCGUAGCACUUAAAGGUAGAACCAAUUUCGAGGUUAGAGACAAUCCUUUCCUUUCAAUUCCAUCCGCAAAAAAUUUAAAGAAAAUAUCAAUAAAAUUCCCACAUUAUGAAAGAGGCGAUAUCCCAGAUGCAAUUUCACGUUUCUUAAGAUUUUGUAGCGAAAGUGAUUCCCUUCAAUAUAUCAAAUAUAAGCAAACCGAUUUUAAAUUAGAAGCAGUAAAUUCAUUUGAUUUUGUAUUUUAUAAUAAAAUCGAUAAAUCAUAUUAUUAUAGUAGAAGUUUACCAAAGAAUGAAAAAGGUUUACCAGUUAUCAAUACAGAUUUAAAGUCAUGGAGUGGCAUUGAUGAUCAGUAUGAUGUUUUUAGAAAAUAUGUAAUUAAAUCAAGAAAACUUUAUGACCAAUUAGUAGAGCUAUGUAAAAAUAGACCAGGAUAUUCAGCAUCCUAUAUUUUAAAAUAUACCAAACAAUGCUUAACAACAUUUACAAAAGAACAAUGGGAAAAUUCAGAUGAUCUUUUAAAAUUGGCUCAUUCUACAAUUUUAUCAAUAAUCGAUCAAGAUAUGUUUGCAAAUGAAUUGGUUAGAAAAGAACAUAUGAAUUUAGAUUUUUUAAAACAAACUGCAGAAUAUUUAUUUUAUGGAAAAGGGCCAACUGCCAAACCCCCAUCUAUUAAUGAUUUAAGAAAUAGUCAACUACAAAUACAGCAACAACAACAACAAGAUAAUAAUAACUAUAAUAACAAUAACAACAAUAAUAAUGAUAGUAAUAACAAUAAUGAUUUAAACCAAACCAAUAUAAAUGUAGAUAAUAAAGAAAAAAUAUUGAUUGGAUUAUAAAGAAAAAUAAAGUUUUUUCUUUUUUUAAUAUAUU
Molecule: messenger RNA, 2215 nt
Organism: Dictyostelium purpureum
Lineage: Eukaryota; Evosea; Eumycetozoa; Dictyosteliales; Dictyosteliaceae
Exons: 2
Coding region: 91-2181 (696 amino acids)
Source: RefSeq, a predicted model, not a curated record